Molecule: messenger RNA, 14244 nt
Organism: Stylophora pistillata
Lineage: Eukaryota; Metazoa; Cnidaria; Anthozoa; Scleractinia; Pocilloporidae
Product: sacsin
Molecular function (GO): Hsp70 protein binding
Source: RefSeq, a predicted model, not a curated record
CUGAUGCAAAUGUAAGUCCCACAGAUUCUUAGAAACCUACCCACUCGAACACAAUCGAGUAGAAAGAAAUAGAUGACUACUUGAAGAGUUGAACCAGUCAUAUGGCCUCAGCAGAUUUACCAGACCCCAAGAUGGAUGUAGAUGAUGAUUAUGACAGCGAGGACGACGACGAGGAUGAUGACUUUAACUUGAUCCAGCCAUCACUGUUCCAACAAAUAAAAACAAUACUCGAUCAGUAUCCAGAUGAUGGACAAAUAUUGAAGGAGCUCAUUCAAAAUGCUGAAGAUGCACGUGCAAGCCACGUGAAGUUUCUUUACGACAAACAUAUUUAUAACGCUCGAGAAGAGAAGCUUUAUAGCAAAGGGCUCAAUCAGUUUCAGGGGCCUGCACUUUAUGCAUACAAUAAUGCAAAGUUCACUAAAGACGACUGGAGAGGCAUACGAAUGCUUAGCGACAGCGUCAAAGUCAAGGACCCAAUGAAAGUUGGUCGGUUUGGCCUGGGUUUCAAGUCUGUAUUUCAUCUGACAGAUUUACCAAGUAUUCUGAGCGGCACAAAAAUCGGUUUUAUCGAUCCCCACGAAAACCACUUUAAUAAAGGACCAAGAGAAAGGAGAACGGGAUACCGUUGGCACCUACGCAAAAAUCGUGAAGAUAUGAACGGAAUACCUGAUCAGUUUCUUCCCUACAAAGGAAUAUUUGAUUGCACCGAAGAAGUCUUUUCUGAGGGACGCUACCGAGGAACGUUAUUCCGCUUUCCGUUGCGUACCGAGCCAUCUGAGCUGUCCCAAACAUUGUACUCUGACGAAAGGGUAGACCGUCUGUUUAAGAGUUUUUGCACCGAUUCACACCUUGUGCUUCUGUUUCUUCAACAAUUGGAAUCUGUGGAGCUUUUCGUCCGAGAGGAGUCAGAAUCAGAGCCGAGAAAAAUAUUCCACGUUCAAAUCAGUCGUGAAAGUCUUGCAUUCGUUCGUGAGAAGAGAAAAGUGUUCUACAACGCGAUUACACCUGGUAAGCGUAUGGCAGAACCUGCGACAGUGACUUAUCCAAUAACAAUAGUAGUACAAUCUUCGGAUGGAAACACACAACGUCAUUCUUUUCUCGUGACAAGUUUCUGCAGCGGAGGAGGGGUCUCGUCCAAGUUUAAAAAGCUUCUGACAGACAAAGAGCUAUGUUAUCUACCUUCAGUCGGCGUAGCAAUGGCAAUUCCUUCAGCGUCCACUUCAGAAACGCCUGACAUCCAAGGCCACGUAUUUUGCGCCCUCCCUUUGCCGUUACAGAAAAAGAGCUUAACUGGUCUUCCUGUGCAUGUUAAUGGAUUUUUUUCAUUAAGUCAGAACAGACGACAUAUUAAGACACCAAAUGCAGAUCAAGAGGAUCGAGAGAAACAAACCGACAAGUCUUUGUUAUGGAACACCUGCCUUAUGGAAGAAGUUCUACCUCAAGCGUACUCCACAUUGAUAAAGGAGGCCACUAAUCAAAGGGGCUAUAAUGUUCCACCAGAUGCAAUCUACAGGGCUUGGCCAAAUUGCGACAACGUGGAACCACCUUGGAAAAGACUCCAGAAUCCCUUUUUCCAAUCAUUGAUUACUGAAAAAGUAAUAUACACUCAUGCCAGAGGGGGGCACUGGCUGAGGGUUGAUGAAGCUAUACUUAACCGAAUUAAAGAAGAGGGAAUGAGAGAGUUGAUCGUGCGGAUUCUUCUUCUAGCAAAUCGGAAUGUUGCCUCUCUGCCUGACCACGUAUUAAGUGCCAUAGACCGGUAUGCAGCUUUCUCUUCAGAAGUCACACCCUCCUUGAUGCGCAGAAUCUUAAAGGAAAUCCCUGCUUGCUACGAAAGUCUCAGUUGCAAGGAAAAGUUGUGCCUUUUAAGCUUUGUCCUCGAAGAUGACAACUUUCAAGAGUUGGUUGGCCUUAAGCUCUUGCCCGUGUCUGACAGGACCUUCAAAUCCUUUACAGCCUCGAGCGAAGCAGUUUUCAUCGCCUCGCCAGAGCAUUCCCAAGAGCUAGUGCCUGGGCUAAAGGGCAGAUUUCUUGAUCAAGAUGUUGAUGACACAAUUUUGGGAAAACUUAAAGCUGCAGCUGAAAACGGAUGCACUCAGUUACGACUUCUUCGCAAAGAGAAUGUACCCUCUCUAAUAAGGGAAGCCCUACCUCAAGAAUUGUUGUCUAGUGAAAAGGUUCUGUGGUACCCCGACGGUCAAAAGUAUGGACAUCCCCACAGAGAUUGGCUCAGUGGUGUAUGGCGCUACAUAAGAGAAAACUAUUCAACAAGGGAUGAACUCGCCAGCCUUGGUGCAUACAAGCUCCCUUUGAUUCCUGUAGAUCUCCACCAAGUCCCUGUCACCUUAUUUUCACUGAUGAAAGCGUCUAAAGUUGUGGCAAAAAGCCUCAACGAUGACCACCUUGAUGGUGCUGUGGUAACCGCUUUGAUAGAGUUGGGUGUGGUGGUUAUGCGCGAGUGUCCUAUAAAUUUCCAUCCGGAGUUAACAAGGACAUUUGUCCACCCGCCUUCGAUCUCAGGCGUCCUACAAGCCAUGAUAGUUUCUUCCUCUUUGUUGGGCGAGGGAAUAUUCUCUGCUAUCAUGCUAGGCAAGGUUAAUGAUGCGUCUAAACGCUCCUUUAGGAAAUUCAUCACGAAAGUUUCAUCAUUUCAGAGUAAAGAAAAGAAACUUAUUUCUAGUCUUCCAAUUUUUGAGACUCUCUCUAAGAAGUUUGUGGCAAAGAAUGAUUACCUUUGUGCAGCACCAGAGGAAAUGCCUCCGAUUACUUCUCAAAGAGAGCUCAUUAACAUCAAAGAGGAAGAUUCAAAGAAGCUAGCGCGACUGCUUGACGUCAGAAUUUUAACAAUGACUGAGUUGCUUUGUGAAAAUAUUCUUCCUGACAUCAACCACGGGCAUUACUCGGGAGAGGAGAUUGACGGCCUAAUGUCGUUUGUUAUGGAGCAAUAUAAAUUUCUUGUAAGGAAGGAUAGCAAUUUUGAAGCAAAGAUGAAAGAGUUACAUUUUGUGCCCAACAACACUAGACGAGUGAAAGCCUCGGACCUGUUUGAUCCCCAGAGUGAGCUGACAAAGGCCCUUUUUGCUGAUGAAGACGUUUUUCCAAUAAGAAGCCAAUAUACUGACCCAUCAGUCCUCGCAGUUCUAAAGGAAAUUGGCAUGAGAAACGAUGAAACGAUCACCGCCAAAGACCUUUACCAGAGUGCCGUAAAGAUCGAGAACCACACAAGCAUUUCAACAGCAAAGAAAAAGUCUCACGCACUUAUGGAAUAUUUGAGCAAAAAUCCACUAAUACUCGAGAAUGCACUUUCUGGUAAAACACUGGGUUCUCUGCUUGAAGGUAUUUCGUGGGUGACAGCACUGGAAGAAAAGCCCAGUGAUUUUCCUAAAUGCGUUCCUUUUUGGGGUAAAGCUAAUAGUGGAAUGUUAUGCAGGCCGAAGGACGUCAAGGGUAGGGAUCAUCUCAACCUCAUUGGCUCAGUACAACCCAUCAUUGAAGUAGACCAGUCAAGUCAGCUAUCCACCUACUUUGGCUGGAACGAGGAACCACCAGUAUCUAAAGUCGUUAAUCACUUAGAAACUGUCAUCAGCCACUAUAACAAAGAAGAAAGACCGCGAUUCAGUUUGCUUGCCAAAGAAAUUUAUGAAUUUCUGAUUAAGGAGAACAGGAGUGAUGUCGUGGAAGCAAUAAAGGGUUUGAAAGACACUGGUUGGAUUUGGAAUGGCGACGGAUUCUCCUGUCCUAACGCUGUCGUCCUGAACAACCAUUCCAUUGAUCUGUCACCGUACAUUUCUGUUCUUCCUUCAGAGAUGUCCAUGUACUCUCAUCUGUUCAGCUCUUUUGGCAUUCACAAAGACUGCAGUGAGCAGUUGAUGCUUAAUGUUCUUCCCAUGAUUAAACAAAAGUACGACCAGGGUCCCUAUGAAACAUCAGACGUGAAAAAAGAUCUGGCUUUAUGCAUUUCCAUCCUAAUUGAAUUGAAGCCAGAUAGUAAUCGACAAUUAUCCCCUGAAGUUCAAGAGAAAAUUCUUUUGCCAACCUACGUAAAAGGAGAUACACGUGUUAACCUUGCACCAGUAGAAAACUGCAUGUAUGGUGAACAUGACGGAUUAGAAGCAGAGAAUGAGGAUGACGAGAUGAAAUUUUUGCUGGUGCAUCCAAACAUCCCUGAAGGAAUAGCAGAGCUUUUUAAUGUUCGAAGCCUCAGCAACUGCCUGUUAGAUCCAGACGAACUCGCGUUGGGGGAAGAGUUCGGACAGGAGGAGAAGCUUACUCGAAGGCUAAACAGACUGUUGGAGGAAUACACCGAUGGAUUCGCAGUACCCAAAGAGCUUAUUCAGAAUGCAGAUGAUGCUGGCGCCACAGAAGUUUGCUUUUUGUAUGAUGAGCGAACUAACGAGGAUGCGAUAACCGGCCUGAUUGACGAAGGAAUGAAACAUUGUCAGGGUCCAGCACUGUGGGUGCACAAUGAUGCCGAGUUUAAGGACAAGGAUUUUGAGAACAUAACAAAAUUGAAUGGGGCAACGAAAGAGAACGAUACUGAGAAGAUUGGAAAAUUCGGACUUGGUUUCAAUGCAGUUUACAACUUGACGGAUGUUCCCAUGUUUGUGAGCCGAAAUCAUUUUGUAAUUCUUGAUCCCAACACGUUCUAUCUGGGGAAACAGAUCAGGAACAAAGCUAAACCAGGAAUUAAGCUUGAUACCAACAAAAAUACAAAGAAGCUGCGAAAGUUUCGAAACCAAUUCAAGCCAUUCAAUGGUAUCUUUGGUUGUGAUCUUCAUCUAAACCAAGACGACAACUCUUACAAAGGGACGCUAUUUCGCUUUCCCCUACGAACUGAACAUCAGGCUAUACAAAGUGAAAUAAAGAAACUUGUUUACAACCGGGAGCAAGUUCAGGAGCUUUUGAAACGCGUCAUUCAGGGAGCCGAAGCAUUGCUUCUGUUUACUCAGAAUGUUCGUCAAGUCAGCAUCUUCCACUUACCUAAUGAUUUAACUGAGCAGUUACAGCCCAAGAAGAUAUUUGAGGUCACCAAAUCAUUAUCACAGGCUGGGGUAAGUCGGGAACUGCCUUAUACAAUUACUCUUCCAACUACUGCUACGAAGCUGAGCAAAGAAGAUCAGUACUUAUUGAAACAGUGUAAUUUUCUGCGAGCAUCAUCUGAAGUCAGCAAUCCCAACCGUGGAAACAGCGAGUCCGCUCCAGCUCUUCUUAGUUCUGCGCUCACACUGAAGAUCAAGAGCACCGUAUCAGAAUACUGUGGCAGGUUCUUGGAAUGUAGCGUUUUGGGUAAUGAUGACACUUGGCUUGUCGUCUCAUCUAUGGGCAAAGGUGAAGCAAUGCAAUUUUCAAAGAAAGACAGGAGUCUUCUUGCAUCAGCUGGGGUUGGUGUUAAGUUCUCAACUCAAGAUUCUCUGAUUCCAGUACCUGUUUCCGAUGAAACCAAAGGUUCGAAGGCAAAUGCCAGUGUUUUUUGUUAUCUUCCACUUCCAAUUUGUAGUGGACUACCUGUACACAUAAAUGGAACGUUUGCAGUUUCUUCAAACAGACGAAACUUGCUGGUGAAAACCGAAGAUGAUAAGGCUAGCCUUGGACAAGAGUGGAAUGAAGUACUUUUGAAAGAUUGCGUUUGCACUGCGUAUUUUGACCUUCUUGAAGACUUAAAGUCUGUUUCAAAGUUCCCAAACAACUCAUACCAAUACCACACACUGUGGCCAAAAUGCGAUGAAGUAAUUUCAACCUGUGAGGCCCUUGCACGUUCAUUCUAUGAAGAUCUUUUAUUUGGAAAUAAAGCUGUCUUUUCAGAUGGCAAGAGUUGGUUGGCCAUCAGUGAAACUGUCUUCCUAACUCCAGACCUACGUGAGGAUUCUCAAAUAGGAGACCUAUGCUUCAAAGUGCUCAAAUUGUUGGUUCAAGAUAAUGGAGCUGUAAUUGAUCUACCCAGAAAUGUGUUUGACUCAUUUAAGAAGUAUGGUCUUGAAGAAAAAAUCCACUCCCGAAGCUAUGAUGAGAGAAGGUUCUUCUUGGAAUUGUUCUUCCCAAAGAUUGGUGUGGUGCCCCCUGACCUGAGGGACAACCUGGUCUUGUAUGCCAUCGAUACUCAAAGAAAGGAGUUCAGCGAUACAAUCAAAGCCUACGCUUGCAUUUCAGUAUCACCAGAUCGUCAUAAGCUAAAAUGCCCCUCUCAGCUUAUUCAUCCAAAUAGAUCUGCUGCAAUUCUAUUUUCCCCCGAAGAUGAAAGGUUUCCAGAAGAAGCAUUCAGGCACCCUCUUCACCUUCAUCAACUGGAGCAGCUAGGAAUGUUGACAGACGAUCUUCCGUGGUCUGAACUUGUAGAAAGGGCAGAAUCUGUCCUCAGUCUGAGCCAAACUUGUAGCAAGGCUGCAUUGGAGAGGGUAAAAUUGCUUAUAGAGUUUCUUGAAAAAAAGUGUAAAGAUGAUGCAAAUUGCCUUCCCUCGACCACAGAGAAACAACGCCUUUUAAGAACUAAAUUUCUCCCAGUUCUUGCGAAGCCUGAGACGUUCCCCCUGACAUGGAAAGGCGAUGAAAUGAUUCACGGGAAUGAAAUUGCAUUGAUAUCACCAACUCAAGGCUUUUUAAGGAAAAGCUUGUACCUCGCGUGCUCUUCUGCACCAAUCAUAGACGCUACUAUGUUACCAAACGUGGAACGAUUACUGCAGUUCCAUAACCGAGAGGUCACAACGACGCAAGUUAUAAUCCAGUUAAAUGAGGCCAUCUCCUCUAAAUGUGAAGUCUGUGGAAUGAAAGAUGUGAUAAACGUUUGUAAUGCAUGUUACAGCUUCCUUCAAGAUGUCCUUCCCAUCCAUACAGAUCAGAUAGUCAAGUUUUUUGAAGGAAGAAACUUCGUUCUUGUUGAAAACGGGUUUGUGCGUGGAAAUCAAGUUUCGUUGUCACUACCUGUUGACUGUUCUCCCUAUUUGUACAGGAUCCCUGAGGAAUUGGUCAGGUACUCAAGGCUCAUGAAAGAAGUUGGAAUAAGAGAUCAGUUUCAGGUGGAAGAUUUCAUAUCUGCACUUCGACAGAUCAAGCAGGACUUUGGAGAGCAAAAGGUAGAUAGUAGCACUUUGAUUGUUGUAUGCAACCUGGCAACUCAACUAAGAGAAGCGCUGAAAACUACCGGAGCUCAUUUCACACUAGAACAAAAGAGGAGUUCCAUUUAUCUUCCCAACCAGAAGGGAGAAAUGCGACCUGUAAGUGAGCUGUGCAUCAAGGACUGCCCAUGGAUUCCCGGCGGCCCUGGUUUCCAGUUUGCCCAUUCAGAUAUUCCAUGGCCAACAAGUCUCGCAUUGGGGGUCAAAACACUCAAACAAGAGGCAGUAGGAGAUCAUGCCUUUGGAAUUUCAUUUGGACAAAAGGAGAAACUGACGACUCGUCUAAAGAGGAUUCUCACAGUCUAUCCUUGUGGAAAAGGACUUUUGAAAGAACUAGUCCAGAAUGCAGACGACGCACAAGCAACUGAGAUAUGUUUUAUAAAGGACCCCCGUAAUCAUCCAAGGAAGCAAUUAUUUGAUGAAAGUUGGGAACCGUUUCAAGGACCAGCUCUGUGCGUAUACAACAACAAGCCGUUCACUCAUUCUGAUAUUGAGGGCAUACAAAACCUCGGGGAGGGUAAUAAAGGAGGUGAUCCACACAAAACAGGCCAGUAUGGCGUGGGUUUCAACGCUGUCUACCACCUGACUGACAUCCCCUCAUUUAUGUCGAAAAGUGACGACAUUGAUGUUUUGUGUGUAUUUGAUCCAAAUUGUCAUUACGUUCCUGGCGCUACUGCUCAAGAACCAGGGCGAAUGUACACAGAAACCUCGAAGUUGAAGGAAUACUUUCCAGAUGUGUUUCACUGUUAUCUUGAAGAAAAGUUUCCCAUUGAAAAUUCAACCAUGUUCAGAUUUCCCCUACGAACUCAAGAAAUGGCUAAUAGGUCGGAUUUGUCAUCUAAUCCAUUUACGCUGGAGGCUUUGAAUGAAAUGAUGGAGGCUCUCAAGGAAGAGCUCUUUGAAGUUCUAGUUUUUGUUAGCAGUGUGAAGAAAAUAACGUUAUGUGACAUAGAUGAGGAAACUGGCAAUGUAACUAACUGCUACUCAGUGGAAGCAGUCAUUUCCGAGAACGAUGCAGCUAAGAGAGAGCGGUUUGCUAACCAUGGCAAACAGGUUGGGAAGUCGAUAUGGCAGAGAGAUGACGUCUCGUUCGGCAACGUUGGGGUGGAGAAGUGCAGCUACGUCCUCCUCCUAAGGGACAGCCUCGGAAAUGAGGAAAAGUGGUUAAUUGUUCAGCAAAUGGGUUUUGAGCAAGAAGUUAAAACGAGCAUAGUCGAUGCCUUUCGAAAUCGUAAUCUUGGAAUGCUUCCGCGAGGUGGCUGUGCUUGUCUCAUAGAAACCGAGUCCAUGAAACCUAAAAAGAGGAAAAAGAGAGCUUAUUGCUUUCUUCCACUUCCAUUGGAAACAGAUCUCCCUGUCCACAUUAAUGGUCAUUUUGCAUUGAACCACGAGGCUAGAAGAAACUUGUGGAGAGAUGAGGACGGUGGUUAUCGUAGUGACUGGAACAACGCUUUGCUGAGCGAUGUCAUAGCUUCGUGCUACUUAACACUUCUGGACGAGAUUAGGGGUUUCCUUCACCUUCCAACUUCCCCGGCGAGUUCAACGUUUAGUCUGAGCUGUAGUAAAGAUGAAUUGACUCAGAAGGUGAACAGUUACGAGAAGCUGUUUCCUCAUACCUCUACCAUUCCAUACUGGGCUAUGCUGAUCAGCGCUGUGUAUCAAGGAAUGAAUACAAAAAGAUUACGCUAUCUUCCAGUGGUAAGAGAUGCUCCAAAUGGCAGCCUUAACAGUUUCAAACUUACUUGGUUUCCUCCAUGUGGCACUGGAAGUGAUAAAGCCUAUUUUAAUGACAUCCACAUCAAGGGAUGUUAUUCUUCUCCGCCAAGUGAAGAAGAGAAUGAAGUCCUAGAGAAACUCCGUGCUAUCCAGAGAGCCUCAUUCAAGUUAAUACUGCUUCAAACAGGCUUUAAUCUUUUGCAAUUUUCUUUGAAAAUUUUAGAAGCGUUUGAGCAUUCUAAGGUUAAAUGCUACCGUAUAUCCCCUUCCUCUGUCACAGAGUUCUAUAAGACAUCGCUUACCAAUGUAACAUCUUUACCUAUUGACGUUACAAAGACUCCAUUCAAGAACAGCGAAGGUGUGACGCUAACGUUAAGGUAUUGCAAGGACUUCAGUGAUUUCUUGGAUCAUCUUCCUGGCCUACCAUUAUUACUUACGCAAGACAACUCCCUCCGCGUAUUUAGCACAGACGAUCGCAAGUACCUUUCCCACUAUCACGACAUUUUGCCACAGUCCAAGGACAUGUUCGUCCAUAAGCAACUUUUGUGCGAUAUUUUUCCUGAUUGCAAUCGGAUGAUUCAGGAGGCAUCUGUAUUCAUGACCUUUGAUGUCCAUGGUUUUUCAAUGCACUUGCAAGGAACACACUCGCUGCAACAUUUGGGAGCAUGUGAAAUCAAUAUAUGGUCCCCAGGACACCCUAGGGAGCCAAAUCAUCGUUGGAUUUGUAGAGUGUGGAGCUUUUUGGCUGAGUUCUGGAAAAGCACCAAGCACAACGUGGAUAGUUUUAUCAUGCCCUUGUCUAACUGGAGCAUUAUCCCUGCAACUGAGCAAGUUGUUUUAUCAAAAGGCGAGGACGCAGAAGUCCAAGAUAUGAGCAAACGACAUGUCCUUGUUCCAGUUCAUCAAGCAAAAUGUGUUCUGGCAUUCACAAAAAGUGAUCAGCAGCAAAGGGCACCUUUAGUAAAAGCUAUCAGAGCGGUAGGUCUUCUUGAGUUAAACUCAUCUGUCUUCUUUCCCUUAAACAAGCCUCCCCCACAGUUUUCAGAUUCAUUCAUCUUAGCCAGGAGUGUUGUAGGGUCUCUGGAGAACCCAGCAUCACUUCUUGCAUCUCUUCAUCACAAAUUGAGCUCGAACCAAUGUUUUCAAAUAAAAACACUAGAACGUGGUGACUGUCUAUCGAUCUUGCGGUAUUUCAACGACAGAGUACAAAGCAAUCUGCUCCUUCAGACGUCCAUGCUACGAAGGCUUCCCUUUUAUCCGUCAAUAACUGGUGACAUGAUCAGCCUUGCAGAUAAACAAGCUACAGUCCUCUCAUCUGAAAUACGACAAAUGGGUUUGGAUACCGUUCGCAAAGAAGACGAUAUAGUGUUUCUGGAGGAAGUUCCAGAGCUAUCGGAAUUGUACCGUUUUUUGGCAUUUGAUUGUCCUGGACCUGUAGAUGUCUAUCGUGCGUUUGUGCUGCCAAAUUUCAGUAUGCUUAGCAAAGAGGCAAGACAGACUCAUCUUGAGUAUAUUAAAGACAAGUUGCUACCAGGUGCGUCAGAAAGCAAUGGGGACAAACAGAAGCUAUUGGAAAGCCUGAAAACCGCAGCAGUGAUUACCACACAAUUAGGAGAGCUGGAAAAGGCAUCAUUCUUCUACGAUCCGCUCAAUAAGGUUUUCAAGGUCAUGCUUCCAGAGCAUAAGUUUCCACCCGAGCCGUUGAAAUCCACAGCAUGGUUAAAAUUUUUGAAAAAAAUUGGCUUGAAAUAUCAAGUUUGCCCAGAUGAAUUCAAAAGAUUUGCUACGAAAGUUGCAUGUGACGCAGCAAAACAGCGCUCUACGGAGACAGAUGAACAGUCAAAACUGUUGGUAUCUGAAUUGCUUAGUCGCUCCGAUUCUCUGGGUGAGGGGCUUUUAGAAGCUGUUCGCAAUAUUGAGUUUGUGAUGUUAGAUCCAGUCUGUAGUAAGCUUCAGGCUUUGCACAAGCAACAUGGGCAAAGAGAAGAUGGAACACUUCCAUACAUUGCAUUUCAGAACACUGUUAUUUCUGAUCAUACUGAGUGUGUUUGGACAUCUGCUCACACCCUCCCAAAAUGGGCACACCCACAAGAUCAAUCAGAUUUGACGGUUCCUUCCCGGAUGUCCAGAGUACAAUUCUGCGUCAAUAUUCUCGAGCAUCUCAAAGUCCUAUCAGAGCCAACCUUGGAGACAGUUAUAUCUCACUGUCGCAAUAUUUCCUAUCGACUUAUGGACGAAAAUGGCAACAAAGUCCCAGAGGAGCAGUGCAGCAUAAGGAAGUCCGUCAUGAAAAAAAUCUACAAAUUUUUCCAAGAGAGGGUCAUCUUAAGGAAGGAGGUAAUAGCAGACCUGCAAAACGUCCCUUGCAUUGUGGUAGAAGGGGGAGCACGCUUUGUCAGAGCUGAGCACGUAGUCCUGGAAAUGUCUGAGAGCCUUGAAAUAAAACCGUUUCUUUAUCGAGUACCGCCUGAUCUUGGAGAGUUUCAUAACCUGUUUCAUCAUCUGGGCUGCUCCAAAUUUGCCACAAUGUCACACUACGCCAUGGUUUUGGAAAUGCUACAGAAGCAGAGUCAAGGUAAUAAACUGCAUCCCAACGAAAUCAAUAGCGCGUUAGGCGCUCUACGAGGACUACUGGAAGGCCUGGAACAGGAUACAAUUACAGACAUGAGCAUCAAACAACUCUACUUACCAGCAAUGUAUCUAACUAACAGCCAAACAGAUUCACCUCAAGUUUCUCUGCACAAGUCAUCUGAUUUGCUAUUUCAUGACUCGCCUCAUUUUUAUCCUCGGCUAGAAAAAUUCCAUGAGCUAUUUGUUGUUGACGUAAGCAAGGUAGGGGUAAAAAGUUGCUCAUCUGUAAACUACAAAGACCUUCUUAUGCGCCUUCCCCCUGCUGUUCGACCCCAGAUGCUAUCUCAAGUGGUUACGGAAGUACUUGCUGACUCUUCAGAAGGAAGUGAAUUUGUAGUAAAGCUUUGCAUUGUAGACUCAUUGAAAAGGAAACUGUGCUCGGAACAAUUCUUUCGAGGAAUUGCGCGGCUUAUUCGACAUAAGAACCAAGAAAAUGAAAUUCUUGAUGAAAAUGUUUUCGCUUCUAUAAAAGACAGACUAAGAAGCAUCGAGUUCCUUGGACUAAACAGAAUUGAAACAAAACUGGUCUACCAAGGUGAUCACAUUCCUGACAGCGAACGCGAGAUUUCGCACUUCGUAAACAAGGUUUCAGCACCAGCUGGCGAAAGCACUUGGAAGGUCUAUGUUAGACCUGAUGUAGAUGAAAACCUCUCCAAAUUACAUUUGGCCGUGGUUCAAGUGAUUUCUGAAGUAUGUGAAGGAUUGCUGGGAGAAGCAGUGAUGUUUAUUCAAGAGAUGUUAAGCAUCCAUCCCAGUCAGAUUUGGUCCAUGUUAGAUGAGGAGAACAUUAGGCAAGACGAUUCAUACGGGUCAAGGAGUAAUCCUCUACCACUUCCGGGGAGUUUCAUCCCAAUAGAGGACCACCAUCUGUUGAACGAAGAUUUUGAGGAAAUCACACCAGGAGAGUAUGUUGGAUAUGAAUUAGAGGAUCCGAGUAUGCAACAGAAGGGAGGGGAUGCAACUUUCAUUUAUGCCGUGAUAGUAGAAGAUGUAAAUGCUCACGAAGAUGCAAGCCUCCUCUCAAAGUUUUACAAGGUCAACAUAGGCGACGACAAAGAACCGCAAGAGGUCGAGUUUGCAGACUUGUACAAAUUUCAUCGUCUCCAAUCUUCUCCACUGGACUUGGCCGAUGGGCUGAAGAAGAAAGGUAACACAAAGGACAAAGAGAUGAUUUUUCAGCAGAUUACAGAGAUCCUGGUGGAUGCAUGGCGACUACCUGAAAAAAGGCGUAGGAAAAUUGUCAAACGACUUUUUCUUAGGUGGCAUCCGGAAAAAAAUACUGGAGACGAAUCGUUGUGCGACGAGGUUUUACAGCACAUCCACAAAGAGACAGCAAGGUUAGAAAGAAGUCAUGGCGACGAAAAAGAUAGCCAAAACUUUUACGAGCCGUUCUUUGAUUUCUGGAGAGUACGGGCCAAGCGUCAACAUACUCAUCGCGAAAGAUACAGAACAAACUUUCAACGAAUGUACGGCUCCUAUGAUGAGGCCUUUAAGAGCGAUUCAUCUUCUGGUGUUCCCCCAAGUUUUUGCUCGAAAAAUCCUCAGCCUUGUGAGGCAAGGCGAUGGCUCAGACAAGCCGAAGCUGAUUUGAGAGCCGCCAGCAAUGACUUAUCCACUGGAAACCCAUCUUAUGAGUGGGCGUGCUUCAAAUGUCACCAGAGCGCCGAGAAGGCUCUGAAAGCAGUGCAAUUUGCUGAUGAUGCAUUCAAGACAAAUCGUCAUAAUCUCACACUAAAUGCCUCACAACUAGACGAUUCCGAACUUUUGGAACUUGCAACCCAGCUGGAGCAUCAAUUGGUGGACUCAACACACAUGCGUUAUCCGGAUCGAAUGCCGUAUCCUCAGAUUCCAAAUGAUGUAUAUUCGGCCGAGAAAGCCCGUGAGGGCCUGAGACUAGCAGGAGAAAUUCUACAGAGAGUUCGCAAUUUGGUACCAAAUUAGAUGUUAAAGACGUGCUAUUUUCAGAAGUACAGUAGGGAUACCUUUGGUAUGAAUAAGCCUUUAUAGGUUUUAAUUCAAACUGCUAUGAAAAAUGGUUUUAUUCAGCAUUUAUUUACAAUUUAUUUUGUAUUAAUCCAUAUUAAACGAGUUUAAACACAGCGAUACUUUUUUAAUAAACGGUAAUUAUGACGAGGCCACAUAGGUAAAAAUAUAUGAGAAAUUGAUUAUUCCUAUCUCAGGUAGUAACCUUGAAUUGUUACGCCACGAAAGUAAGUCUUACAUGGCGGUAGUUUAAACUUUCUAUGUUUUUUUUUUGUUUGUUUGUUCGUUUUUACAGUGCUUAACUGAUGGUAAAGCUAUGGCAGAAGGCUUUCUUUCAGACGAAAUUAAGACAUGAACUUCACAACAACGUUAAGCAGUAUCCGUUAAAAAUCAGUUUUUCUGUCCUUUGACGAGCAUGAUCAUAUUCUUGUUAUGAAUACCAGUGUUAAUAGAUAUUGUUCAAUCACCAUGCAAUUCAAUAUAUAAUUGAUUACUUUAAUUGCUAUUUUUCAUGUGUACAUGACUGUACCAGUUUAAAGAAUAAGAGUUAUUUUAAAAUUACUUACUACAAGAUGUCAAAUGUGUGGAGUUUAUGGGUUUAAUCUACAAGUAAAACCCCACGAGAGUGAUUGACAUCUAAUUUCUCAUAGAUGUUGUCAAAAAAGUACGCACAAUUGAAAGUAAUUGUUUGCCUCUUUGCUUUUUUUCAUGUCUGCAUGUAUAGUAAUUAAGUGUAAAGUAAUAAAAGUGUCUUGUUUAAUAUUACCUACUGCAUUAAAACAGAUGUGUGGAGUUUAUGAUUCAA